GCAGGUCUUGUCUUGAAUUUGUUACAAAAAAUUUUUAAUUGUGUGGUGAGUGUGUAGUUUUAGAAUACAAAAAAAAUUUAUUUCGUAGUAAGCUUUGAAAACGUUAAGCGUCUAAAGAUAUUUGUGCGACGCAACCUUGUUUUUCACCGAGUCAUUUUCCGUUUGACUUCCAAAGUAAACACUUGGAGCUAAAAGAAAUUGUGAAAAUUGAGCAGACAAGCUAUCAAUAUAUAGUUAAAAAACGCAAUCUAAACCAAACGGUAUAGUGAAAAUCAGCGAAUAGCUAUUAGACAAACGGUUUAAAAAACGAAUUACUAAAAUGCAGAUCUUCGUUAAAACUUUGACGGGAAAGACCAUAACCCUGGAGGUUGAGCCUUCUGAUACCAUUGAGAACGUGAAGGCCAAGAUUCAGGACAAGGAGGGUAUCCCACCAGAUCAGCAGCGUCUUAUCUUCGCCGGAAAGCAACUGGAAGAUGGCCGCACCUUGUCCGACUACAACAUCCAAAAAGAGUCGACCCUCCACUUGGUCCUUCGUCUGCGAGGUGGUAUGCAAAUCUUCGUGAAGACCCUGACAGGAAAGACGAUCACUCUCGAGGUUGAGCCUUCAGAUACCAUUGAGAACGUGAAGGCUAAGAUUCAGGACAAGGAGGGUAUCCCUCCAGAUCAGCAGCGUCUUAUCUUCGCUGGAAAGCAACUGGAAGAUGGUCGCACAUUGUCAGAUUAUAACAUCCAAAAGGAGUCGACCCUUCAUCUGGUCCUCCGUCUGCGUGGCGGUAUGCAAAUCUUCGUGAAGACCCUGACAGGAAAAACUAUUACCCUGGAGGUUGAGCCCAGCGAUACGAUUGAGAAUGUGAAGGCAAAGAUUCAAGACAAGGAGGGUAUUCCUCCAGACCAGCAGCGUCUGAUCUUCGCCGGCAAGCAACUGGAAGAUGGCCGCACCUUGUCCGAUUACAACAUUCAAAAGGAGUCAACCCUUCAUUUGGUCCUCCGUCUGCGUGGCGGUAUGCAAAUUUUCGUGAAAACCCUGACAGGAAAGACUAUUACCCUGGAGGUUGAGCCCAGUGAUACGAUUGAGAAUGUGAAGGCUAAGAUUCAGGACAAGGAGGGUAUUCCUCCAGAUCAGCAGCGUCUGAUCUUCGCCGGCAAGCAACUGGAAGAUGGCCGCACCUUGUCCGAUUACAACAUCCAAAAGGAGUCAACCCUCCACUUGGUCCUUCGUCUGCGAGGUGGUAUGCAAAUCUUCGUGAAGACCCUGACAGGAAAAACUAUUACCCUGGAGGUUGAGCCCAGCGAUACGAUUGAGAAUGUGAAGGCCAAGAUUCAAGACAAGGAGGGUAUUCCUCCAGACCAGCAGCGUCUGAUCUUCGCCGGCAAGCAACUGGAAGAUGGUCGCACAUUAUCAGAUUAUAACAUCCAAAAGGAGUCAACCCUCCACUUGGUCCUUCGUCUGCGAGGUGGUAUGCAAAUCUUCGUGAAGACCCUGACAGGAAAAACUAUUACCCUGGAGGUUGAGCCCAGCGAUACGAUUGAGAAUGUGAAGGCCAAGAUUCAAGACAAGGAGGGUAUUCCUCCAGACCAGCAGCGUCUGAUCUUCGCCGGCAAGCAACUGGAAGAUGGCCGCACCUUGUCCGAUUACAACAUCCAAAAGGAGUCAACCCUCCACUUGGUCCUUCGUCUGCGAGGUGGUAUGCAAAUCUUCGUGAAGACCCUGACAGGAAAAACUAUUACCCUGGAGGUUGAGCCCAGCGAUACGAUUGAGAAUGUGAAGGCCAAGAUUCAAGACAAGGAGGGUAUUCCUCCAGACCAGCAGCGUCUGAUCUUCGCUGGAAAGCAACUGGAAGAUGGUCGCACAUUAUCAGAUUAUAACAUCCAAAAGGAGUCGACCCUUCAUCUGGUCCUCCGUCUGCGUGGCGGUAUGCAAAUCUUCGUGAAGACCCUGACAGGAAAAACUAUUACCCUGGAGGUUGAGCCCAGCGAUACGAUUGAGAACGUGAAGGCCAAGAUUCAAGACAAGGAGGGUAUUCCUCCAGACCAGCAGCGUCUGAUCUUCGCCGGCAAGCAACUGGAAGAUGGCCGCACCUUGUCCGAUUACAACAUCCAAAAGGAGUCAACCCUCCACUUGGUCCUUCGUCUGCGAGGUGGUAUGCAAAUCUUCGUGAAGACCCUUACAGGAAAGACGAUCACUCUCGAGGUUGAGCCUUCAGAUACCAUUGAGAAUGUGAAGGCUAAGAUUCAGGACAAGGAGGGUAUCCCUCCAGAUCAGCAGCGUCUGAUCUUCGCCGGCAAGCAACUGGAAGAUGGCCGCACCUUGUCCGAUUACAACAUCCAAAAGGAGUCAACCCUCCACUUGGUCCUUCGUCUGCGAGGUGGUAUGCAAAUCUUCGUGAAGACCCUGACAGGAAAGACCAUCACUCUCGAGGUUGAGCCCAGCGAUACGAUUGAGAAUGUGAAGGCCAAGAUUCAAGACAAGGAGGGUAUCCCCCCAGAUCAGCAGCGUCUGAUCUUCGCCGGCAAACAACUGGAAGAUGGUCGCACCUUGUCCGAUUACAACAUCCAAAAAGAGUCCACCCUUCACCUGGUGUUGCGUCUACGCGGCGGUUGCCUAGCCUAAUUGCAAAAGACAAUCCAAAAUCAAUCAUCCAACACUUAAAAUCAAGCUACAGAGUUUCCAAAUUUUUUUUAUUUCUGCAAAACACUAGAUCGCAAGAACAAAUUCAAAAUUACAAGUUCAAGCAUUGAGCCGAGUUUCCUGUCUGCUGUUUCUUCUGGCUUAAUUCUUGCUUCAAAUUCCAUAUACAAUUACAAAUAAAAAUAAAUUUAUUCAAAA
Drosophila hydei is the source of this 2827-nucleotide messenger RNA. Its product is annotated as polyubiquitin-C. The transcript is spliced from 2 exons. Lineage: Eukaryota; Metazoa; Arthropoda; Insecta; Diptera; Drosophilidae. The record is from RefSeq and is a predicted model, not a curated record. Gene Ontology annotation, molecular function: protein tag activity; ubiquitin protein ligase binding. Gene Ontology annotation, biological process: modification-dependent protein catabolic process; protein ubiquitination. Gene Ontology annotation, cellular component: cytoplasm; nucleus. Bases 320 to 2611 code for a protein of 763 amino acids.